AUGCAAUUUUUGAUGGGUUUGAGCGACACCUACUCUACGGUUCGAGGAUCAAUUCUCAUGAUGAAUCCCUUACCUGACACACGCAAAGUUCACGGCCUGGUUCUCCAACACGAGCGCCAACUAGAGGUGACCAGCAGGCAUGACAAUCUGGUUACUCCACAUGUGAUGCAAACCGGUCGUUCUUCGGUGGCCGCCACUCCCUCCACAGGAUGGUCACAAUCCCGAAAAUCCCUAAAGUGCUCAUAUUGCGAUGGAGAUGGUCAUCUGAAAGAACGAUGCUACUUUAUUAUUGGUUUCCCUGUGGGCCAUAAAUGGCAUGGCAAAAAUGUUAAGCCCAGAAACCAGCGUUCCGGUCCAACAGCUCACAACAUUGAAGCCAUUCAGUCACCAGUCCAACCUACUGCUAUCACCAAGACAACCCCCGUUGAUGGCCCAACCUUCACCACUGAGGAGUACAACGAACUUAUUGCUAUGCUUCGUAAUAAGAAGGGUAACAGUCAGCCUCUAGCACAUGCAACAGGUAUCAUUACACCCACUAGUAAUAUUACACAACAUGAUCCACACUCCACGCUAUAUUGGAUUGUGGAUAGCGGGGCCACCGAUCACAUUUCUCAUUCGGCUCCUACACAUAAUCAAACUGCCACACAUCAUGAAUUUGUUAGUUUGCUCAACGGAGGACAGGCAGCAAUACGUAACAUUGGAUCUAUGAAUUUAUCGCCCGACUUGCCUCUUGAUGGAGUUCUACAUGUUCCAAAAUUUCGUGUCAACUUGUUAUCUGAGGUAGAUACGAAGAAGACGAUUGGCCUGGGCAAGCAUUUUGAUGGGCUUUACUACCUCACACCUACCCAAAAUCCUCACCUUGCUACUCAUGUUCGUCGUACCUCCACGCUUUGGCAUCAACGUCUCGGACAUUCGUCAUCUGCCCCCCUUCACUCUUUAUCCAAGACCAUUCCUGAAAUAAUGUUUCAUUCUGAGCACAUUUGUGAUGUUUGCCCUUUGGCUAAACAAACCAAAUUACCAUUUACUUCUAGUUCAAUUAAAACAGUUGCACCUUUUGAUCUUAUUCAUUGUGACAUUUAG
Messenger RNA from Prunus armeniaca (apricot), 1080 nucleotides. The record is from the annotation of a GenBank genome assembly. Lineage: Eukaryota; Viridiplantae; Streptophyta; Magnoliopsida; Rosales; Rosaceae.